AUGAUUCUUGCCCAGGACUUGGAAUGUAAGUCUUUUCAUGUUUGGUUGACAGCUGAGGACACAUGUGGUGGUACUCUGAGGGGUUCAAGUGGCAUCAUUUCGAGUCCCAAUUUCCCGAGUGAAUAUUACAAUAGUGCGGACUGUACGUGGACCAUACUUGCUGAUCCCGGAGACACCAUCUCCAUCAUUUUUACAGACUUCCAGACGGAGGAAAAAUACGACUACUUGGAAGUGGAGGGGUCCGAGCCGCCGACAGUAUGGUUAUCUGGAAUGAAUAUGCCAUCUCCUAUUGUCAGCAACAAGAACUGGCUGAGGCUACACUUUGUAACUGACAGCAACCAUCGAUACAGAGGCUUUAGUGCCCAUUAUCAAGUGAAAAGGUCGGUAGAUUUUAAAUCUAGAGGAGUAAAAUUAUUUCCUGGCAAAGACAACAACAACAAGUUUUCUAUCUGUGAGUCCACCCUUUGUUACUCUUUUAUGGUAAAUUUGUGGUAUGCUCUUUUUGUUGUUUUUGGCUUGUUUGUUUGUUUGUUUGUUUUUCCUUUUUCACUUUGUUUUGCAUUUUUGUGUUGUGUUGUUGGUGUGGUUCAUGCUUUCGUCUCGAAUUCAUUUUUUUCAUUGCUUUAUUUGGGCAUCGUUCUCCUAAGCAUUGGUGCCACAGCCCAGUUUACCUGUGAUGAAGACUACGUGUUACAGGGCUCUAAGAGCAUCACAUGUCAGAGAGUAGCCGAAGUGUUUGCCGCCUGGAGCGACCACAGACCUGUAUGCAGAGUAAAGACAUGUGGAUCAAAUCUUCAAGGUCCUUCAGGAACGUUUACUUCUCCAAAUUUUCCUAUUCAAUAUGAGAGCAACUCCCAGUGUGUGUGGAUCAUUACAGCCAGUAACCCAAACAAGGUGAUUCAGAUUAACUUUGAGGAAUUUGACCUAGAGCUCGGUUAUGACACACUAACUAUUGGAGAUGGUGGAGAAGUAGGAGACCCCCGGACAAUCCUGCAAGUGCUGACGGGCAGCUUUGUUCCGGACCUCAUUGUCAGCAUGACCUAUCAGAUGUGGCUUCAUCUUCAGUCUGAUGAAAGCGUUGGCUCCAUUGGUUUCAAGAUUAACUACAAAGAAAUUGACAAGGAGAGUUGUGGCGACCCUGGCACACCUCUCUACGGGAUGAGGGAAGGAGAUGGUUUCUCUAAUGGAGAUGUACUGCGCUUUGAGUGUCAGUUCGGCUUUGAGCUGAUUGGAGAGAAGACCAUUUCCUGCCAGAACAACAACCAGUGGUCUGCCAACAUCCCAAUCUGCAUCUUUCCCUGUCUCUCCAACUUUACUGCUCCUAUGGGCACAGUCCUUUCUCCUGAUUACCCAGAAGGCUAUGGGAACAACCUUAACUGUGUGUGGCUGAUUCUAUCAGAGCCAGGUAGCCGCAUCCAUUUGGCCUUCAACGACUUUGAUCUGGAGGCUCCUUAUGACAUCCUGACAGUGAAGGACGGUGAGCUGCUGGACUCUGCUGUCUUGGGCCGCUUCACUGGAGCCGAGGUUCCUUCCCACCUCACCAGCAACAGCAACAUCCUCCGUCUGGAGUUCCAGGCCGACCACUCCAUGUCCGGCCGAGGCUUUAACAUCACCUACAGCACAUUUGGCCAUAACGAGUGUCCGGAUCCUGGAAUUCCUUUAAAUGCCCGGAGAUUUGGUGACAGUUUUCAUCUAGGCAGCUCGAUUUCCAUCAUCUGUGAAGAUGGCUUCAUUAAGACACAGGGAGCAGAGACUGUGACCUGUGAGCUGAGCACCGGCAAGGUGAUGUGGAGCGGACCUAUCCCAAAGUGUGAAGCUCCUUGUGGCGGUCACUUCUCUGCCCCGAGUGGUGUCAUCUUGUCUCCUGGUUGGCCGGGCUAUUACAAAGACUCUCUCAGCUGUGAAUGGGUCAUAGAGGCUGAACAAGGGCGCUCUAUCAAGAUCACAUUCGAAAAGUUUCAGACAGAGCUGAACUGUGAUUUCCUGGAGAUCCACGAUGGGUCUAAUCUUCUGUCUCCAUUGAUCAGUUCAUUUAAUGGCACACAGGUGCCUCAGUUUCUGUUCAGCAGCAGCAACCACCUCUACAUGCUCUUUACCACCGACAACAGCCGCUCAAACAGCGGUUUCAAGAUCCUCUAUGAGAGUGUGACAGUGGAUGCCUACUCCUGUCUGGAUCCUGGGAUUCCUGUCAACGGUUUGCGCUAUGGCCAGGACUUCUCCAUCGGAUCCACAGUUUCUUUUGGCUGUGACUCUGGCUACCGACUGAGCCAUGAGGAGCCCCUGGUCUGUGAGAAGAAUCACUGGUGGAGUCACCCUCUACCCACUUGUGAUGCACUAUGUGGAGGUGAUGUGAGAGGACCAGGUGGUACCAUUUUGUCUCCGGGUUACCCUGAGGUUUACCCAAGCUCUCUCAACUGCACCUGGACUGUAGAGGUCAGCCAUGGCAAAGGAGUUCAGUUCAACUUUAACACCUUCCAUCUGGAGGACCACCACGACUAUCUGCUCAUCACAGAGAACGGGAGUUUUGUGCAGCCUCUCGCUCGCCUCACAGGUUCUGAGCUUCCUUCGCCUAUCAACGCAGGCCUUUACGGCAAUUUCAAGGCCCAGCUGCGUUUCAUCUCUGAUUUCUCCAUCUCCUACGAGGGCUUCAACAUCACAUUCUCAGAGUACAAUCUUGAGCCGUGUGAGGAUCCAGGAGUGCCACAGUCUGGCCACCGUAAUGGUUACAGUUUUGAUAUUGGGGAUACACUUACUUUCUCUUGCAACAUGGGCUAUCGUUUGGAGGGGGCGCCAGAGAUCAUUUGCCUUGGAGGGGGCCGGCGCAUGUGGAGCGCACCUCUGCCAAGGUGUGUGGCUGAGUGCGGCUCAUCUGUCUUCAACAAUGAAGGGAUUCUCUUGUCACCAAAUUACCCGAUGAACUACGACAACAACCAUGAGUGCAUCUACAGUAUCCAAGUGCAGGCUGGGAAAGGAAUCAACAUAUCGGCCAGAACCUUUCAUCUGGCCCAGGGGGACAUCUUGAAGAUCUAUGAUGGUAAAGACAACACAGCCCAUGUGCUGGGAGCCUUCACAGGUUCGGCAAUGCUGGGCUUGACUCUUAUCAGCACUUCCAACCAUCUGUGGCUGGAGUUUUACUCAGACACUGAGGCCACAGGAGAAGGAUUCAAACUCGUCUACUCUAGCUUUGAGCUGUCACACUGUGAGGAUCCUGGCGUGCCCCAGUUUGGCUUCAAGGUAAAUGACCAGGGCCACUUCUCUGGCAGCACCAUCACCUACAAGUGUGACCCAGGCUACACACUGCAUGGCAGCAGCAUACUCAAGUGCAUGACAGGGGAGAGACGUGCCUGGGACAACCCUCUGCCAUCAUGUAUAGCCGAAUGCGGAGGACGUUUUAAAGGCGAGUCAUCAGGCCGUAUCCUGUCCCCUGGUUACCCGUUCCCUUACGACAACAACUUGCGCUGCACUUGGGUCAUCGAGGUCGAUUCAGGCAACAUCGUCAGUCUGCAGUUCCUGGCGUUUGAUACAGAGGCUUCCCAUGACAUCCUGAAAGUAUGGGACGGCCCUCUGGAGAAUGAGAUGUCUCUGAGGGAAUUAAGUGGCUCUCUCCUACCAGAGGGCAUCCACAGCACCCUUAACAUGGUGACCAUCCAGUUUGAGACUGACUUCUAUAUCAGCAAGUCUGGCUUUGCUAUUGAAUUUUCCAGCUCAGUUGCUACGGCCUGCAGGGAUCCAGGGGUGCCCAUGAAUGGCACUCGCAAUGGAGAUGGAAGGGAGCCUGGGGACACUGUGACUUUUCAGUGUGACCCAGGAUAUGAGCUACAAGGUGAGAUGAAGAUCACAUGCAUACAAGUGGAGAAUCGCUACUACUGGCAACCCAGCCCACCAGUCUGUAUAGCUCCAUGUGGUGGGAAUUUGACUGACUCUUCCGGCUUUAUCCUAUCUCCCAACUAUCCUCACCCAUACCCUCACAGCAAAGACUGUGACUGGCUCAUAGUCGUCAACUCUGACUACGUCCUCUCACUGGCAUUCAUUAGCUUCAGCAUUGAGCCCAACUAUGACUUUCUGUACAUAUAUGAUGGGAUGGACAGCAACAGCCCUCUGAUCGGCAGCUUCCAGGACAGCAAGCUUCCUGAGCGGAUCGAGAGCAGCUCCAAUGCCAUGUACCUGGCCUUUCGAAGUGACGGUUCUGUCAGCUACGCCGGCUUUCACCUGGAGUACAAAGCCAAGCUCAGGGAGUCAUGCUUCGACCCAGGCAAUGUGAUGAACAGCACGAGGUUGGGCAGUGACUACAAAUUGGGCUCCACGGUGACAUUCUACUGUGAAGCAGGCUACAUGCUCCAGGGCUACUCCACCCUCACAUGCAUCAUGGGGGAUGAUGGCAGGCCUGGUUGGAAUAGGGCCUUGCCCAGCUGUCAGGCACCUUGUGGUAGUCGCUCCACUGGCUCUGAGGGAACCGUUCUGUCGCCAAACUUCCCCAGGAACUACACUGCAGGCCACAGCUGUGUGUACUCCAUCUCUGUGCCCAGGGAGUUUGUUCUAUUCGGUCAGUUUGUGCUGUUUCAAACAUCUCUGAAUGAUGUGGUUGACAUUUACGACGGACCCACGCAGCAGUCCCCUCUACUCUCCUCACUGUCAGGCUCUCACUCAGGAGAGUCAUUGCCCUUAAGUACUGGAAACCAGAUAACUAUCAAAUUCACUACUGUUGGACCAGAAACUGCCAAAGGCUUUCACUUUGUGUAUCAAGCCGUACCACGGACCAGUGCCACACAGUGCAGCUCAGUGCCCGAGCCUCGCUUCGGCAGGCGGGUUGGUAAUGACUUCUCUGUGGGCUCAGCUGUGAUGUUUGAGUGCAACCCAGGCUACACUCUGCAAGGCUCCACGGCUAUCCGCUGUGAAACAGUUCCCGAUGCCCUGGCACAGUGGAACGACACCCUGCCCACCUGCAUGGUGCCAUGCGGAGGGGUUUUAAUGGCACGUAAGGGCACCAUCCUGUCCCCAGGCUACCCUGAACCUUAUGACAACAAUCUAAACUGUGUGUGGAAGGUGUCAGUGCCCGAGGGAGCUGGAAUCCAGAUCCAAGUGGUGAGUUUUGCCACUGAACACAAUUGGGAUUCUCUGGAUUUCUAUGAUGGAGCUGACAACAACGCACCCAGACUGGGCAGUUAUUCAGGGACAACCAUUCCUCAGUUGCUGAACAGCACGUCCAACAACCUUUACCUGAACUUUGUAUCUGACAUCAGUGUUUCAGCAGCAGGCUUCCAUCUGGAAUACACAGCAAUUGGUCUUGAUUCUUGUCCAGAGCCUCAGACUCCUACUUAUGGUAUCAAAGUGGGAGACCGCUACAUGGUGGGAGAUGUAGUUAUGUUUCAGUGUGAACAGGGAUAUUCUUUACAGGGCAAUGCUCACAUAACAUGUAUGCCAGGACCGGUGAGGAGAUGGAAUUACCCUGUGCCACUCUGCCUUGCUCAGUGUGGAGGAUCCCUGACUGAAAUGAGCGGUGUGAUCCUGAGCCCUGGAUAUCCUGGAAAUUACCCCAGUGGUCUUGACUGCACCUGGACUGUCACCUUACCCAUUGGCUUUGGAAUCCACCUGCAGUUUUUUAACUUCUCCACCGAGGCUAUCCAUGACUAUCUGGAAAUCCGAAGUGGGACAGCAGAGACAAGUGCCGUGAUUGACAGGUUCAGUGGGCCUCAGGUGCCAGAAUCUCUGUUCAGCACCACCCAUGAGACAAGCUUCUUCUUCCAUAGUGAUUAUUCACAGAACAAGCCUGGAUUCCACAUUACAUACCAGGCCUACCAGCUUCAGAGCUGUCCCGACCCACGACCCUUCAGGAAUGGCAUCGUGAUUGGCAGUGACUUUAGUGUCGGGAUGACAGUGUCGUUCGAAUGCCUGCCAGGUUAUUCCCUAAUUGGAGAGACCUCUCUCACCUGCCUUCAUGGCACAAGUCGCAACUGGAACUUCCCUGUGCCACGCUGUGAAGCACUGUGUGGAGGAAACAUUACUUCAAUGAAUGGCACAAUCUUUUCCCCCGGCCACCCGGCUGAGUACCCGAACUUCCAGGACUGCGUGUGGAGCGUGAGGGUUCCCCCUGGCAAUGGCAUCUACAUCAACUUCACUGUCCUCAGCACGGAGCCCAUCUAUGACUACAUCACUGUGUGGGAUGGACCAGACCAAAGCUCACCACAGAUUGGGCAGUUCAGUGGGAACACAGCUCUGGAGUCGGUGUACAGCACUUCUAACCAGAUCCUCAUCAAGUUCCACAGUGACUUCAGUGGCAGCGGCUUCUUCGUCCUGAGCUACCAUGCCUACCAGUUACGGGUGUGUCAACCUCCUCCAGAAGUGGCCAAUGCAGAUGCUCUAAUGGAAGACACAGAGUUUGAGAUUGGUGAUAUUAUCCGUUAUCGCUGUCACCCCGGGUUCACCCUGGUGGGGAGCGAGAUUCUUACAUGUCGGCUGGGUGAGAGGCUGCAGAUGGAUGGCCCCCCUCCCUCCUGCCAGGUGCAAUGUCCAGCUCACGAUGUGCAUUUUGACUCAACUGGAGUGAUAUUGAGCCCCAGCUAUCCAGACAGCUACCCCAACCUGCAGAUGUGCUCAUGGAGUAUCAACGUGGAGAAAGGCUACAACAUCACUCUACACUUCGAGUUUUUCCAGACGGAGAAGGAAUACGACAUUCUCGAAGUUUUUGAUGGACCUACAAUCCACAGUCAGACCCUGGCCACUCUGAGUGGUGACAUUGCCACUCCUUUCAACAUCACCACCACUGGCCAUCAGCUCCUGCUGCGCUGGUCGGCUGACCACGGCACCAAUAAGAAGGGCUUCCGAAUCCGCUAUGUCGCUCUGUACUGCAGCACCCCAGAUUCACCGCUCCAUGGCUCCAUCAGCAGUCAGACAGGAGGGCAUCUGAACAGCCAAGUUCGCUGGGCCUGUGAUCGCGGCUAUCGCCUCAUUGGCAAGAGCACAGCUGUCUGCAGGAAGACGCCUUAUGGCUACUACACAUGGGACGCACCGGUACCUGCCUGCCAGGCUGUGUCCUGUGGGGUGCCUAAGGCUCCAGUGAAUGGGGGCGUGCUGGCUGUGGAUUACUCGGUGGGAACACGUGUGACCUACUUCUGCAAUGAUGGUUACCGGCUCUCCUCCAAGGAACUGACCAGCGCUGCGUGCCAGCCUGAUGGCACCUGGAGCACCCACAACAAGAUUCCUCGAUGCUCAGUUGUUGUUUGCCCUAGCAUUGGAUCCUUUUCUCUGGAGCAUGGACGAUGGCGAAUUGUCAAUGGUUCACAUUAUGAGUACAGGACUAAAAUCAUCUUUACCUGUGACCCUGGCUACUACCGCUUGGGACCCGCCCACAUCCAGUGCAUGGCCAAUGGGGUGUGGAGCUGGAGGAAUGAGCGGCCUCACUGUCAGAUAAUUUCCUGUGGAGACCUACCCACACCUGCCAACGGGCAGAAGAUUGGGACACAGACUACCUUUGGGGCAACAGCCAUCUUUACGUGCGAGGCUGGCUUUAUGCUGGUAGGCUCAACUGUGAGAGAGUGCCUGUCGUCUGGCCUGUGGAGCGGAACAGAGACGCGAUGCCUAGGGGGUCACUGUGGGUUGCCCGAACAGAUUGUGAAUGGUCAGGUGAUCGGGGAAAAUUUUGGCUACAGGGACACGGUGGUAUACCAGUGCGCCCCAGGCUUCCGGCUCAUUGGUUCCUCAGUGCGCAUCUGCCAGCAAGACCACAACUGGUCCGGACAGCUGCCCAUCUGCAUCCCCAUCAGUUGUGGGCACCCAGGCAGCCCCAUCUACGGACGCACCAUAGGCAAUGGCUUUAACCUGAAUGAUGUGGUGAGCUUCUCCUGCAACACGGGCUAUGUGAUGGAGGGCCCAGUGCGGGCUCAGUGCCAGGCCAACCGCCAGUGGAGUCAGCCACCACCAACAUGUAAAGUGGUCAACUGCUCUGAUCCUGGGAUCCCAGCCAACUCCAUCAGGCAAAGCAAGAUUGAGCAUGGCAACUUCACCUUUGGCACAGUGGUCUUUUAUGACUGUAACCCAGGCUACUACCUGUUUGGCUCACCCAUCCUCACCUGCCAGCCUACCGGCCAAUGGGACAAGCCUCUGCCUGAAUGCAUUGUGGUGGACUGCGGACACCCCGGAUCUCCUCCCAAUGGAAUACUGAGUGGAGACAAGUUCACUUUUGGCUCAACAGUGCGUUACUCGUGUACAGGUGGCCGGCAGCUGAAGGGCGAAUCCUCCCGAACCUGCCAGCUCAAUGGCCAUUGGAGUGCACCAAUGCCCUUCUGCUCAGGUGAUUCAUCAGGGACAUGUGGAGAUCCAGGUGUGCCCUCUCACGGGAGCAGGGAGGAGAGUGAUUUUCGGAUCCGCAGCAAGGUGCAUUUCAGCUGUUCCACAGGCUAUGUGCUCUUCGGUUCCUCCGAGAGGAUGUGCUUACCCAAUGGCACCUGGUCCGGAACUCAGCCUUCCUGCAAACCGGUGCAAUGUGGCAACCCUGGAACUCCCAGUAAUGGCAGAGUGUACCGGCUGGACGGCACUACCUUCUCCCACUCGGUUAUCUACUCAUGUAUAGAGGGCUACCUGCUAAGUGGCUCCAGCGCACGCCAGUGCCAGGCCAAUGGCACGUGGUCCGGCACAGCACCCAACUGCUCCAUGAUUAACUGCGGUGAACCUGGAGUCCCAGCCAAUGGGGUGAGGUAUGGCGAGGACUUCACUAUUGGACAAAAUGUCACCUUUGCGUGCCAGCCUGGAUACACCAUGGAAACAGAGGGCUUUUCUACUAUCACCUGCACUGGAAAUGGCACCUGGAGUGCCCCAGUGCCCUUCUGCAAAGCUGUGACAUGCACCGCUCCACCCCUCAUCUCUAACGGACUGUUGGAGGGCAGUGACUUUGAGUGGGGCACCAGUGUGAGCUACAGCUGCUCUCCAGGUUAUGAACUUUCUUUCCCUGCCAUCCUCACCUGUGUGGGAAAUGGCACCUGGAGUGGAGAGGUGCCCCAGUGCCUGCCAAAGUUCUGUGGGGAUCCAGGAAUCCCAGCCCAUGGUUUUCGAGAAGGCCGUAGCUUCAUCUACCAGUCUGAGGUGUCAUUCAGCUGCAGCACCCCCUAUAUCCCAGUGGGCAGCACAACCCGCUUCUGCCAGGCUGAUGGCACCUGGAGUGGUUUCCAGCCUCGCUGCAUAGAGCCAACCCGCACCACCUGUGAGAAUCCAGGGACACCUCGCUACGGCUCUAUGAACAGGACCUUUGGCUUCAAGGUUGGAAGCAUGGUGGCCUUCCAGUGCCAGCCAGGACACUUGCUUCAGGGCUCCACCACUCGACUGUGCCAGGCUGAUCUCACCUGGAGCGGCACCCAGCCAGAGUGCAUCCCCCAUAGUUGUAAGCAGCCAGAGAGCCCACCCCAUGUGGAAGUGGUGGGGAUGGACCUACCUGGCUAUGGCUACACUCUCAUCUACACCUGCCAGAGUGGUUUCUUCAUGUCUGGAGGUUCUGAGCAUCGAGUCUGCAGGUCUGAUGGCACAUGGACAGGGAAGAUGCCUAUGUGUCGAGCUGGCUCCAAGCUAUCAGAGAAGCCUGUUAAGCCAGUCCCUGGUACGCCAAGUCCCAAGCUAAAUGUCCCAGAUGAUGUAUUUGCUCCAAACUACAUAUGGAAGGGCUCAUAUAACUACAAGGGAAGAAAGCAACCAAUGACUCUGAGUAUCACAAGCUUUAAUACAACGACGGGUAGAGUUAACGUCACAUUAACUAGUAGCAACAUGGAGCUGCUGCUUUCAGGUGUCUACAAGAGCCAGGAAGCGAGGUUGAUGCUGCUUGUAUAUGACGUGCAAGCGUCCUCUACCACCACACUAACCAGGAUGAAGGAGGAACAGUGGUCUCUGGAUGGUUUUGUAUCUCCAGAACCUGAUGGUACCACCUAUGUCUUUCAAGGCUUUAUACAGGGUAAAGACUAUGGCCAGUUUGGUCUACAAAGGCUGGGUUUGAACAUGUCGGAAAGUAAUAACUUGUCAAAUCCACCGCAUGGUACAAACAGUAGCUCUGUGGCCAUAGCAAUCCUUGUGCCUUUUUUCGCCCUGAUUUUUGCAGGCUUUGGAUUUUACCUCUACAAACAGAGGACUACCCCUAAAACUCAGUACACAGGUUGCUCAGUGCACGAGAACAACAACGGGCAGGCUGCCUUCGAGAACCCCAUGUACAAUACCAACGCAAAGUCAGUGGAGGGCAAAGCCGUCCGUUUUGACCCUAAUCUAAACACAGUCUGCACAAUGGUAUAAUGAGGACCACUGGACACAAUAACAAUGUUGGUUUGUUUUUGUUUUGGGGUUUUUUUCAAGCUUUUGUGGGGUUUUUUUGUUUGUUUGUUUGUUUUUUGGUUUUUUAACAAACCCAGUGGAUAUAAUGGUGUCCCAGGCAGGGAUGAAUUUCACUGAUACUGGCAGAGAAUGUCCAACAGAUGCACUGUUACCCUUCCUGUGAUAUUUAAAGCACACUCUUCAGGAACUCUGAUUUGACCAUGUGCAUCUACAGAGGACAUGGAAUAUAAUGAUGGGUAUACCAAUUAAAGGGUUUUUUUUUUCUAGUCUGCCCCUUACAAACCUAAAAAUCUUCACGGCAGAAAGCGUGGAGAGUUAUUCCAUUUGCACUCUAUGAGUGCUUCUUCACAUUCAACUGGGUCUUUUUUUAAGGAAAAGGGAUCUGUAAAUCCAAUCGCGUAUAUACAAGGAUCAGCCACCAUCUAUAUUUUUGUGCUGUGUACCACAUGGGUGAUUGAAGGUCAAUAGCAAUUACUGAGAGUUUAUGAAGAAAAUUGUACUGUUUGUAUUGAAGGAAAUAAAUAUUUGUUGGUUAAUUCUUUGGUGAUAAUGAUACUUUCUUUCUCAAUUGUUUAACAAACAUUCCCCUUAGCUCUUAGUUCUCACUGUACAUUUGUAUCUUUGUUUGGAUCUUGAGGUGGGCUGUGAUGUGUGAUGUGUUACAGCGAGCAAGCAGAUGUGUCAAAGGCUGACAUUUUAACUGUGGAUUUAACGCUGGAUUUUCUUUACCUCCUCCCCGUUUUUAUUUUUACUUUUUCAAACCGCUCUUGUUUCUUAGUUCAGUUUUCUGUGUUGGUUCGCACGACUAUGACCUCUCGGACAAAUGUCAGCGUUUUGGACCUGAAGUCUGCAGAUGACAUUAUGAGUUUAUUGUCCUAAUUGUUCUUUCAAUGGGAAAGUGUCAUUGUGCUCCAUCACAUUUCAGCUAAAUUUAUCUAGCGUUUGAUCAUUUGUUCAUUGACAUCAUUUCAUUUGUAUGAUUGCAGUUGUUGGUAUAAAAUUUGCAUAGAAUGAAAUGCAUUUGGCACUUGUACUUAGAUUUUUAUACAAACUCCGAUUACAUCAGCAUUGAUUAGCAUGCAUGCGUUAAAUAUGUAAUGUGGCAGCAGUGUGACAUGUUUAUCAAGUCCAUAUGGGCCGAGGAGCACAGUUCUGAUUCAGUCUGACAUUGACAUGACAUAAAUAUUCAUUACGGGCAACGCGACGAUAUUAUGGCUUGGGUGUAUAAUCAAUUUUUAAAUUCAGCUGAUUUAAUAAUAUUGUUUGUCAUUAUUCAAACAGUGAUGCAAUUUCUCUGAUAAUAGUUCUAGCCCAAUUUGAGUGUAGCAUUUUUUCCCUCAGUGCCAUAGUUUUUAUGUUAAACCCUUGCUUGACGUGAUUGCACCAGGGUCAGACUACCUCAGUUCCGUGCUUCCAGGCCCUCAAGCUGUGAGAUUCAUUCCAGUGCCUUCUAAUGUACUGUACCUCUCAUCACAUUCUCCCUGACCAACAGGCCAUACUAGUGACUCGAAAGAUUUCAGCGUUACAUACAAAUAAGCUGCUCAGAAAGCUGCAGACUUCAGCGAGCUGAUUCUGACAUGACUGUCCAAAAGUCCCCAAGUCUAACAAAUCAAUCUGUGAUCUUUGUACUAUCCAUUUUUAUUGCUCAGCAUCAGGCACAGGGAUUCUGCAGCAUUGCACCUCAUAUACACUGUACACUUCCAGAGCUUCUUACCAUUGUAGCUUAAUAAAUUGGUGUAUUUUCUAACAUGGCUGGUUUUUACACAGUGCCUACCAAAAGAAAAAACACAUGAGCCAGGUCUGCUGCUUUC
Ictalurus furcatus (blue catfish) is the source of this 12113-nucleotide messenger RNA. RefSeq names its product CUB and Sushi multiple domains 3b (gene csmd3b). NCBI's taxonomy places the organism in Eukaryota, Metazoa, Chordata, Actinopteri, Siluriformes, Ictaluridae. The coding region runs from base 1 to 10263 and encodes 3420 amino acids. The transcript has 66 exons. The record is from RefSeq and is a predicted model, not a curated record.